AUGAGCGCCCGCACAGACACCGAAGCCACCUCAACCCAGUCCACCAGCGGCAUCACCCCCGACCACCUCACCAGCACUCUGCAGUCCAAACUCGAAGCCUCACAUGUCGAGAUCAGCGACUUGUCCGGCGGCUGCGGCCAAAUGUACGAAGCCACGAUAGUCUCCCCGCAGUUCGCAAAGAAAACGACGCUCGCGCGACAUCGGCUGGUGAAUGCGACGUUGAAGGAGGAGAUUGCCGCGAUUCACGCGUGGACGCCGAAGUGUUUUACGCCCGAGGAGUGGGAGAAGAGGAAGGCGAGCAGCUGA
Messenger RNA from Saxophila tyrrhenica, 306 nucleotides. RefSeq lists its product as uncharacterized. Gene Ontology annotation, biological process: intracellular iron ion homeostasis. Gene Ontology annotation, cellular component: cytosol; nucleus. Gene Ontology annotation, molecular function: 2 iron, 2 sulfur cluster binding. Lineage: Eukaryota; Fungi; Ascomycota; Dothideomycetes; Mycosphaerellales; Extremaceae. The record is from RefSeq and is a predicted model, not a curated record. The transcript has 2 exons. The coding region runs from base 1 to 306 and encodes 101 amino acids.